Messenger RNA from Schizosaccharomyces japonicus yFS275, 3348 nucleotides. RefSeq names its product auxin family transmembrane transporter. Gene Ontology annotation, biological process: transmembrane transport. Gene Ontology annotation, cellular component: membrane. The transcript has 3 exons. The record is from RefSeq and is a predicted model, not a curated record. NCBI's taxonomy places the organism in Eukaryota, Fungi, Ascomycota, Schizosaccharomycetes, Schizosaccharomycetales, Schizosaccharomycetaceae. The coding region runs from base 190 to 1602 and encodes 470 amino acids.
UCCCCGAGUUCUCCGAUAUUGUCGCAUCUUCAAUAUAAGCCUUCUUACGAGCACAUCAUCCGGCAGCAGACCCUUCACUAACCGUCGUGCGAAUUGACAUAUUAACGAGGAAUUCUGUUACAAGAAGCAGAAUCUUGGUUUUACAAGUCGAAGACCUGCUGCAUCUUUACCGAGAGCUAUCCACAGAAAAUGCAAUUAGGUGGAUUGGGGAACGUUGACCUUUGGAGUCUUCUAAAGCCUAUCUUCGAGAGUGACCUGGAGGUCAUUUUCGUGGCUCUAGGAGGUUAUCUCUUGGCUAGAAAUGGCUUUCUUACACGCCAAUCGCAAAAGGUUCUUUCAAAUCUCAAUGUUUACUUCUUCAUGUCCUGUCUUGUGUUCGAAAAGAUUGCUGGUAGUUUGACGCUGGAAUCAUUAAUUGACCUGUGGUUGUUGCCUAUUCUCUACACAAUUAUUACAGCUGCAUCUGUGUUCGUUGCUUACGUCCUCGCUAGAAUCUUCCGUUUGUCUAAGCGUGAGCGGAAUUUUGCUACUGCAUGCAUCGCUUUCCAGAAUUCCAACUCUCUUCCUCUGGCUAUGAUUACCUCUUUGGCCGCUACUGCCGAUGGUCUUUUGUGGGAUCGUGUUCCUAAUGAUUCUCGUGCCCAGGUUACCUCUCGAGGCAUCAUGUACCUGCUUAUUUUCUCGCAACUCGGACAGGCUCUGCGUUGGUCUUAUGGUUUCCGUGUCCUGCUUGGACCUAAUCAACCUCCUGAUGAGUUGGACGAAAUGCCCCCAUCCGAGAGCAUAUCCGUAUAUGAACAGGCUGCUGAACAAGAGCGUUUGUUGGGCACAAGCAACGAUGAGUCUGAGCUCGCUGCUCUUACUGCCAAUGAAGGCAUUCCCACUGAUGAACGAAACCUCACGGCAUUCCGUGAUGCCCUGGCACACAAGCAUGGCCAUCUGGUGAAGCCUCCUCAACCUGUUAGCAACUCCACUUCGACUAUUGUCGAGAGUGACGCCGAUAUCUCUACCAAGUCUCGUUUCCGUAAGGCAGUGGUGUUGAUUCUUGACUUUUUCAGUCCUCCUCUGUACUCUAUGCUUCUUGCUUUGUUUGUCGCCAUGGUUCCUCCUAUUCAACGUUUGUUCUUCGAGAAGGGUGCGUUCCUUGAACGCAGUAUCACAAGCGGUGUUCGUAUGGCCGGUAGAGCUGCUGUUCCUCAAAUUCUUGUUGUGUUGGGUGCCAGUUUGGCUACCGAUAUGACGGGCAAUGGCCCGGAUGCCGUGGACAGCUAUCGUCGCAAGCAUCCCAACCGUGAAAAGCGCUUGAUUUUCGUUUGCUUGUUUGGUCGAAUGAUCGCUGUUCCCCUUUUGCUGCUUCCUCUCUUCGCAAUCGUUGCCCGUUACACACCUUUCAGCACAUUCGAUGAUCCCAUUUUCGUUGUAGUUAUUUUCCUUCUUGUUGGUAGCCCUACUGCCAUUCAACUUACCCAAAUUUGCCAACUGAAUGGUGUCUUUGAACGCGAAUGUGCUAUCAUUCUCUGGUGGUCCUAUGUUGUUCUUACUCCUCCUAACUCGCUUGUCCUGAACUUGGCAAGUUUGCUUGUCGUGAAAUGGGCCAAGUAAAGCGAGUAGAUCUGUUUCUUAUUUCUUCUUUUCCUUACUGAGUUUCACUUUAAACAGUGGUACACAUACAUACAUGUGCUCGCUGCCUUUACUAUCUGUUUCGUCCCUGUCGUUUUUAUACUAACUUACUACCAACACACUUCUGUUCCUUGUCUGGCCUGUGUACGUGUGCCAUGCCCUUCUUCACUACCGUUACCGCUGGAUAAUCAUUAGAAAUGUGUUCAUUUUAUGCUAUUAAUUCUUCGACACUUGUUGUGCGUGAGUGAGAGGCAUGUCGUUGCAGGCUUGUUGACUGUCCUCUACGGAGGGAAGUCAAGUCAUGCAGACCGUGGACUUUUUCCUCAUUAGUCAUUAACGUCGUGUGUUUCGUGUGUUUAAUUUAUGGGAUAUUAUGAGUGUUAUAAACGCGCGUCAUUGAGGCAACGGAAGACGCACGUAUGGGGUAUCAAUGGCCUUCUUUCAAGAGGCGUGAGGGUUUCAUGAGCACCAAAAAGGUGUGUGUGCGUAUGGACUGUGUUUGUGUCCAGGACGAAGCAGCAAGAAGGUGACUUCAAAGUUUCAUCAAAAGCAAAGAAAAACAAAACAAGCAACUCGUAACUCUACUCGGUGGACGAAGGCUGUGCGAAUUCAUCGCAAGUAGUCACCGUAGAGUAGAAACUGUGAAUACUAACGAAGAUUGCAAAGGGACCGACUGCUUGUUGCUGCAGACGAUUUGUGCUUUGUACGCUUCGCCAUUGAUGUACCCAUAAGCAAAGCCUGUGUCGCAGAGAAACGAGAACUGCUGCCGCUGCCGAUAUUGUGACGAACUUCUGUUGUCCUGCUGCCGAUGCUGCUGGUGUUGAAACACUUGGAAAUCUUCUAAAUCACGUUCUAGUUAAUAACUAUGUUCAAUGGAGCACGCAAACAAGUCUCUUACCUUGAGAUCCUGCUUCUUCUGCUUUGUGUGAAUAAUUAGGACAUCGUCGAUAAUCUUCACAGACAAUUCCUGCAGAGGCUUGCGUUUGAGUGGUCUUUCGACUUUGUACACAAGAGGUUUGUGAGCAACAGCUGAGAGUGUGUCAGUCGACGAGCUGCACGGAGGAACGUUUUCCUUGUCUUCAAGCACCUGCAUCACUCACGAAAGCCUCUGAGACAGACAAAGCAAUGGCGGGUGACGAACAACUGGAAGGAAGGCCUUAGAGCUUUAACAAAGGAACUGGUGACGACUAACGCUUGGGUCUGUAAGCGGGGCCAUUAAGCGAGUAUAGCGAGUCGAAGUGGGCAAGUGGGGGUUCGUGGAAAUAAGCGAGGUAGGCGAUGUGCCGGCGAACAUCGGUGAUGAAAGCGUCACAUUGGCACCGAAACAAAGCCGAAAUGACACCGAGUCUACACCGAAUCCCACCCCCCUUUCCGACGAGGCACCAACAACUCUCCUGUCAGUUGGCGGACAGAGGCCGAGUCCAACUACACCUGGCAAAUCUCAUUAAUGCGAAUUAACAACAGUGUGGUGCCGAUCGUGCACGCUACAGUGCUUAAAGUUCAUCGCCAUUAAUAGUGAAAUUCAUGAAAAAAAAGAAAAAACCUGGCACAGAAAGACAGCUUGCAGCGACCAAAAGGAAGAAGGCUUGGUAAGGCACGUCAGUAGAAAGAUACACACUUGCGUGUCCUACACAGAAUUAUUUUGCGGGCGCAGGUUUUAUAGAGAGAGAAUAGAAGAAUAGAAACUUUUUCUUUUACCUUUAUCAAUGCGAACGCAACAUUUCUCAG